Messenger RNA from Plectropomus leopardus (leopard coralgrouper), 413 nucleotides. Lineage: Eukaryota; Metazoa; Chordata; Actinopteri; Perciformes; Serranidae. The record is from RefSeq and is a predicted model, not a curated record.
GGAGCUCAAGUCCAACUCAGUGUACUUUACGGAAACACAAAAACAACAGGAAACCUCGCACGCCCUUCACUACCUCCCAGCUGCUGGCGCUGGAGCGCAAGUUCCGCCAGAAGCAGUACCUCUCCAUCGCCGAGAGAGCCGAGUUCUCCAACUCCCUCAACCUGACGGAGACUCAGGUCAAAAUUUGGUUUCAGAACCGGAGGGCCAAAGCCAAGAGACUGCAGGAGGCCGAGCUGGAGAAGUUUAAACUGGCCUCAAAGCCCAUCCUGCCCGCCUUUGCUCUGCCGCUCCCCCUCGGUGCGCACAUGGGCUCUCCAACGUGGGGCCCGUCAAACGCCUUCCCGAGGCCUAGUCUGCCGGUCCCGGGACUGUUCAGCGGACCCGUCACUUAUGGGAUGUACUAUUUGUCUUAG